Molecule: messenger RNA, 4282 nt
Organism: Neogale vison (American mink)
Lineage: Eukaryota; Metazoa; Chordata; Mammalia; Carnivora; Mustelidae
Gene: BICRAL
Product: BICRA like chromatin remodeling complex associated protein
Exons: 12
Coding region: 121-3357 (1078 amino acids)
Biological process (GO): positive regulation of DNA-templated transcription
Cellular component (GO): SWI/SNF complex
Source: RefSeq, a predicted model, not a curated record
ACUGCCCUUUCCAACUGCUCCAGAACUCUUGGCCCCGGCAUUCCGUGAUGUAAAUUAUUCCACGCAUGGCUCGAAAUGGGUGCGAAGCAGUGUUGCCAGGUGUCGGAUCACUAGUUUGUCAUGGAUGAUGAUGAUGACUCGUGUCUCCUUGAUCUUAUCGGAGACCCACAAGCACUGAACUAUUUUCUACAUGGACCUAGUAAUAAAUCUAGCAAUGAUGACUUGACUAAUGCAGGAUAUUCUGCAGCCAAUUCAAAUUCAAUUUUCGCCAACUCCAGUAAUGCUGAUCCUAAGUCAUCCCUCAAAGCUGUAAGCAACCAGCUUGGAGAAGGGCCCAGUGAUGGACUGCCACUCUCAAGUAGCCUUCAGUUUCUGGAAGAUGAACUUGAGUCUUCUCCUCUUCCCGAUCUCAGUGAGGACCAACCUUUCGACAUUCUUCAGAAAUCCUUGCAAGAGGCCAAUAUCACUGAACAGACAUUGGCCGAAGAGGCAUAUUUGGAUGCCAGUAUAGGUUCAAGCCAACAGUUUGCACAAGCUCAGCUUCAUCCUUCUUCAUCAGCAUCCUUUACUCAGGCUUCUAAUGUUUCGAAUUACUCAGGUCAGACGCUGCAGCCUAUAGGGGUGACUCACGUGCCUGUCGGAGCAUCGUUUGCAAGCAAUACGGUGGGUGUACAACAUGGCUUUAUGCAACACGUGGGCAUCAGUGUUCCCAGCCAGCAUCUAUCUAACAGCAGCCAGAUUAGUGGCUCUGGUCAAAUACAGCUAAUUGGGUCAUUUGGUAAUCAGCCUUCCAUGAUGACUAUUAAUAACCUAGAUGGAUCUCAAAUCAUAUUGAAAGGCAGCGGGCAGCAAGCCCCGUCAAACGUGAGUGGAGGGCUCCUGGUCCACAGACAGACUCCUAACGGCAACUCGUUGUUUGGGAACUCCAGUUCCAGUCCAGUAGCACAGCCUGUCACCGUUCCAUUUAACAGCACAAACUUUCAGACAUCUUUACCCGUGCAUAACAUCAUCAUACAGAGGGGUCUUGCACCAAAUUCAAAUAAAGUCCCAAUUAAUAUCCAGCCAAAGCCUAUCCAGAUGGGUCAGCAGAAUACAUACAAUGUGAACAAUUUGGGAAUACAGCAGCACCACGUUCAACAAGGGAUCUCUUUUGCCUCUGCCAGCUCACCCCAGGGCUCCGUCGUCGGUCCGCACAUGUCCGUGAACAUUGUAAACCAACAAAACACAAGAAAACCAGUCACCUCACAGGCAGUGAGCAGUGCUGGGGGUAGUAUCGUUAUUCAUUCUCCCAUGGGCCAGCCUCACACGCCCCAAAGUCAGUUCCUCAUACCCACAAGCCUUUCCGUCAGUUCCAACUCGGUACACCACGUCCAGACCAUAAAUGGGCAACUGCUUCAGACUCAACCUUCUCAGCUCAUCUCCGGCCAAGUGGCCUCAGAGCAUGUCAUGUUGAACAGAAACUCUUCCAACAUGCUCAGGACCAACCAACCGUAUUCUGGGCAGAUGCUGAAUAACCAGAAUGCUGCCGUCCAGUUGGUGUCUGGGCAGACGUUUGCUGCCUCUGGAAGCCCCGUGAUAGUCAAUCAUGCCUCUCCUCAGAUCGUUGGUGGACAGAUGCCCUUGCAGCAGGCAUCACCAACUGUAUUACACCUGUCACCUGGGCAGAGCAAUGUCUCCCAAGGAAGACCCGGCUUCACCCCCAUGCCCUCGGUGACCAGCAUGUCAGGACCCAGUCGGUUCCCUGUUGUCAGCUCCUCCAGCACUGCCCAUCCUAGUCUUGGGUCUGCGGUUCAGUCGGGUGUGUCAGGAUCAAACUUUACGGGAGACCAGCUGACUCAGACAAACAGGACUCCAGUACCGGUCAGCGUGUCUCAUCGUCUUCCAGUUUCUUCUUCCAAAUCUACCAGCACCUUCAGUAACACACCUGGAGCGGGAAGCCAGCAGCUCUUCUGUCAGGCCCAGAAAAAAGGUUUGAAUCAGACUUCCCCCAUUGCUGCUUCCAAGACCACGGAAGGCCUGAGGCAGGCACAGAUUCCUGGCCUCCUGAACACCACGCUGCCAGGGCAGGAUUCUGGAAGCAAAGUCAUGCCGGGGUCCUUAGGAACCACGCAGCCACAGCAGGAAAAAGUAGUUGGAUCAUCUCCCAGCCAGCCGGCCGUGCAGGUGGAUAGUCACUCAGGAGGACAAAAGCGGCCUGCUGCAAAACAGCUAACUAAAGGAGCUUUCAUUCUCCAGCAGUUACAGAGGGACCAAGCCCACGCUGUGACACCCGAUAAAAGUCAGUUCCGAUCGCUAAGAGAUGCGGUACAGAGGCUCCUGUCCUACCACGUGUGCCAGGGCUCCAUGCCCACGGAGGAGGACUUGAAGAAAGUCGACAAUGAAUUUGAAACAGUUGCCACUCAGCUCCUAAAAAGGACCCAAGCUAUGCUUAACAAAUACAGAUGCCUGCUUCUAGAAGAUGCCAUGCGGAUCAAUCCCUCUGCUGAGAUGGUGAUGAUCGACAGAAUGUUCAACCAGGAGGAGAGAGCUUCUCUGUCCCGAGACAAGCGUCUGGCACUUGUAGAUCCUGAGGGUUUUCAGGCUGAUUUCUGUUGUUCCUUCAAACUUGAUAAAGCUGCUCCCGAGACCCAGUUUGGCCGGAGUGACCAGCACGGCAGCAAAGCCGCCAGCUCUCUACACCUGACCGCCAAGGCCCAGGGCCGAGACCGAGCUAAACCAGGCCUGGCAGAACCAACGAAUCAUGACCAAUUUCAUCUAGUGCCUAAUCACAUUGUGGUCUCCGCAGAAGGAAACAUUUCUAAAAAAACUGAAUGCCUCGGCAGAGCACUGAAAUUUGAUAAGGCGGGCUUAGCUCAGUACCGGAGUGCGUCCGAGGAGAAAGGCAGCCGGAGAGAAUCCCUGAAGGCCAGCGAGUGCUCUCCCGGCCCCGAAGGGCCCCGGAAAACCUCAUCCCGAGCGGAUCAUGGAACUGAGAGCAAACUCUCCAGUAUCCUAGCAGAUUCUCACUUGGAGAUGACGUGUAACAAUUCCUUCCAGGACAAAACUCUGAGGAAUUCUCCAAAGAAUGAAGUUUUACACACAGACAUCAUGAAAGGGUCGGGUGAGCCCCAGCCAGAUCUGCAGCUCACUAAGAGUUUAGAAACAACAUUUAAGAACAUCUUGGAACUCAAAAAGGCUGGGCGGCAGCCCCAGAGUGACCCCGCGGUUAGCGGCUCGGUUGAGUUAGAUUUCCCCAACUUUUCUCCAAUGGCUUCGCAGGAAAACUGCCUGGAAAAGUUCAUCCCGGACCACAGUGAAGGCAUUGUAGAAACUGACUCCAUUUUAGAAGCAGCUGUAAAUAGUAUCCUGGAGUGUUAAUAGCCACAGCCCUUCCCUACCCGCCCCGAGACCCCAGCCCCGGACAAGUCACGUUCUUUCCUGGCAAAAGCAAAUGGAAGCGGUCUCCUGUCUCCAGCCUGCUUGAUCUUUCAUCACAGGUGGUUCUUUCUGAUCUCGAUCCCAUUCUUUGUUUCAGAGCAAUACUCGUCGUGGUUACAGGGAGAUCCCUUCGCGAAACGAAUCCUUGUUAGAGAGCAGUCUGAUAGGCCCGACACAUUUCAAGUGUUACGAAAGUGCUUAUUAAUAGUCAUUUCUGUGUUUGUUUACGUGUUUUAAUUUAAAACGAAACAAAACACCGUUAACUCGCUGAGAUCACAGUACACUUGGCCCUGGGUAAAAUUCUGACAAUCAUAAGUCAUUUGAAAAGAACAGACUUAUUAUUAAAGAAAAUCAAACAGGACUGAUAGAAGCUACUUUUUAAAGAAUAUCCCACCGCAUCUCCAAAUGUUGCCGUUUGGGGUCUGUUGUCAUCGUCGUCGGGAGGGUGGACCACCGGCUCGAGCCCCCUCAGCCAUCCCUGAGCGGUGAGUUGCCGGCUGCUCUGCCGGGGACGCCGCAGCACCCCCCCACCCUCCCCAAGAAGCAGCCAGUAGCACACCAGCAGGGCACGUGCAGGGCUUCCUUGCUCAUCGUUCAAGUGCUUUUCUGACGCUCCCAGAGCAAAGCCUCAUGCUUUUCAGCCGGUGCGUGUUGAGUUUCAUCUAGGGAAUGCUCUGUUCUUAGUUGCAACAGCAUGACUUGAGAUCAUUUCACCAGGCUAAAUAAAGGAAAACGGAAACCAGUUAAGUGGCACAGUGUACAGGGGAGGCCGGGAUAGAGCCUUGAGGAAUAUAAUAUGUAUAUAUGUAAAAGCAUAUAUAUGUGAACUAUUGAGAAAAAAAAAAAAACAAGCGUUUUGCAUUUU